This is a messenger RNA of Lindgomyces ingoldianus, 408 nucleotides long. RefSeq lists its product as uncharacterized. The transcript has 2 exons. Lineage: Eukaryota; Fungi; Ascomycota; Dothideomycetes; Pleosporales; Lindgomycetaceae. The record is from RefSeq and is a predicted model, not a curated record. The annotation marks the transcript as partial.
AGCCGGAUCGUCAUCACAGACAUCCAAUCCCAGCUCUUCUCUAUCACAAACUCUGAACCCCUUGCAGAGUCAACAGAACAUGUCUGCGAUCUUGUCCGCCGAACUGAACGCCCCUACCCGGCAACCGACCCAAUCCUUUCCCCUGAAUACAUGAUUCACAGUCCCUCUCUGUCCAUGGAUCCAAGCAUCCUGUACACUCUCGACAGCCCUGAAAUCCGUUAUAAAAGCCGUCUACAAAGAGCAAUCCAUCGAGAGCAUAUUAUCUCGGAAAUCCCCGGAAUUUCAGGCGUAAUUAUGAACAACAAGGGUGAGGUUGUAUACUGCUACCGAAAAAUGCAACCCUGGAUCUCUAUCGAACCAUGGAACCCCGGAAACGGCGGGAUCUCCGUAUGCACCAUGCCCGGAGGC